GCUCCGCCGGCUCCGGUCCCCAGCAGCUCUAUGAGUGCAGCUUUCCAGCCCUCCCUCAUGAUGAUGCAGCGCCCCUUGGGAAGCAGCACGGCCUUCAGCAUAGACUCGCUCAUAGGCAGCCCCCCCCAGCCCAGCCCGGGCCACUUCGUCUACACCGGCUACCCCAUGUUCAUGCCCUACCGGCCGGUGGUCCUGCCCCCGCCGCCCCCGCCCCCGCCGACCCUCCCGCAAGCCUCGCUGCAGCCAGCCCUGCCGCCCUCUCACCCCCACCACCAAAUCCCCAGCCUGCCCACCGGCUUCUGCUCCAGCCUGGCCCAAGGGAUGGCUCUCACCUCCACGCUCAUGGCCACGCUGCCCAGCAGCUUCUCCGCUUCCCCGCAGCACCAGGAGGCGGCCCGGAAGUUUGCCCCCCAAGCUCUCCAGGGCAACUUCGACAAAGGCGAAGGGAUCCAGCAGGAGACCGAAGAGGGGAAAUCCUUCCUGAGCAAGGAGAGCUCCCUGCUGUCCUUCGCCGCCGCAGAAGCCGUGCAGGCGUCCCUGGGGGCUGUGCGGCCUCAGGCCAAAGAUGAUUCCAAAGCGGAAGACGACUCCAAAGGCAAAGAGGAAAGUUUCUCGAUGGACAGCGACCUAGACUAUAGCUCUGAUGACAACAUCACAAGCCAAGCCGCCCAUAAAGAAGAGGACUCUGGCAACGCACUAGAAGAAAACACUCAGAGCACAAAUAACUCCAACACCACCACGUCCACUGGCAAAAACAGGCGGAGGAGAACAGCCUUUACCAGCGAGCAGCUGCUUGAGUUGGAAAAGGAAUUUCAUUGCAAAAAGUACCUGUCUCUGACAGAGAGAUCCCAGAUCGCUCAUGCCCUCAAACUCAGUGAAGUGCAGGUCAAAAUCUGGUUCCAGAACAGAAGAGCCAAGUGGAAAAGGGUGAAAGCCGGCAAUGCCAACUCGAAGACAGGAGAGCCCUCCAGAAACCCCAAGAUCGUGGUACCCAUCCCUGUCCAUGUCAGCAGAUUUGCCAUCAGAAGUCAGCACCAGCAGCUGGAGCAAGCCAGACCCUGAUACAUUUCCACCAUCCCUUCCCGCCCCCCAUCCAAAAGUUUUGAUCAAUGUUUCGAAAUCGGGUUAAAAAACAAACACAAACUUUAAUCUGAACCUUUCGGCAUAUCAAGUAAAGCAAGAAUCUAUUACUAAGAGGCUUAAAACUGUGUUUUGUUUUGGAGCGGGAAUAUCAAACCCUUGAAGAGACAUAAUAAAUAUUUAUUAUACUGUCCUACUUUGUAUAUAAAGUGCUGGAUCUCAGCUGCAGUGUUUUGACUCUUAUGGGACCAAAUAACCAGUAACAUGAAUUCUUACAUUCCAGAAGAAAACCAACAACAAAAAACUGCAGUGCAUAUUACUCAUCUUUUGAGUCUUGGUUUUUUUUAAAAAUCAUUUUGAAAGGUAAAAAUGAAACAAAACUAAGAGGUUUGUUUUCCCCUUUUUGGGUUGGCUGAGUGGCAGACA
Molecule: messenger RNA, 1506 nt
Organism: Gopherus flavomarginatus (Mexican gopher tortoise)
Lineage: Eukaryota; Metazoa; Chordata; Testudines; Testudinidae
Gene: GBX2
Product: gastrulation brain homeobox 2
Exons: 2
Coding region: 31-1062 (343 amino acids)
Biological process (GO): regulation of transcription by RNA polymerase II; regulation of nervous system development
Cellular component (GO): nucleus
Molecular function (GO): DNA-binding transcription factor activity, RNA polymerase II-specific; RNA polymerase II transcription regulatory region sequence-specific DNA binding
Source: RefSeq, a predicted model, not a curated record